CUGCCAUCAUCUCAAGCAGCAAAGCAGCUCUAACCAACAGAACUGUCGCCCGUGCUGUCUCAGGCCAGCUCAUGCUGUCUGCCAGCUGCUUGUUGCGCUGCUCUGGGGACUGGGAACACGCCCAGCCCCAGUCCCCAUCUGUUGCAGGCGUGAAGCAGCGGCUCCUGAGAGCAUCCGAACCUUAGAAAUCGCCUGGGCUGAGACGGUCAGGAAACCCCUUCUUGGACUGGCCUUUGGAAGGUGAGAGCAGGAUUUGUCAGAGCUGAGAGGGCAGCUUGUCAGCCGCUACUCACCCCACCAGCCAGCAUCUCCCAGCCCAGCAUCCGGAAGAGGAGACCUUGGGACCCCUCCGGGCUGAGACCUGAGCUCCUUUGCCAUGCCACUCCUGGAUGGAGAUGUGGAGAAUUCGGAAAAACACUCUUCUCGGAAGGUGGACAGUCCCUUUAGCUCAGGCAGCCCUUCCAGAGGACUCUUCUCCAGGGGCCCUCAGCCCCGGCCCUCCAGCCCUGUGUCUGCUCCCGUGAGGCCCAAGACAAGCCCUGGCUCUCCCAAAACUGUGUUCCCAUUCUCCUACCAGGAAUCCCCUCCGCGCUCGCCACGCCGCAUGAGCUUCAGUGGGAUCUUCCGCUCCUCAUCCAAAGAGUCUUCGCCCAACUCCAACCCAUCUACCUCUCCCGGGGGCAUCAGGUUCUUCUCACGGUCCAGAAAAACCUCCAGCGUCUCCUCUUCUCCAUCAACACCCACCCAAGUGACCAAGCCACACCCGUUCCCCCUGGAGUCCUAUAAGCAAGAGCCUGAACGCCUAGAAAACCGCAUUUAUGCUUCCUCAUCUCCACCGGACACUGGCCAGCGCUUCUGCCUGGCUUUUCAGAGUCCGACUCGGCCUCCACUGGCGUCCCCCACACAUCAUGUUCCUCUGAGAACCGCGGCGCUGGCGGCGGCCCCGGGAUCCGCGGAAACCGGCAUGCUGGAGAAGCUGGAGUUCCAAGAGGAAGCAGAAGACUCAGAAAGUGGCGUUUAUAUGCGAUUCAUGAGGUCACACAAAUGUUAUGACAUCGUUCCAACCAGUUCAAAGCUUGUUGUCUUCGACACUACGUUGCAAGUUAAAAAGGCCUUCUUUGCCUUAGUAGCCAACGGAGUCCGAGCAGCACCUCUGUGGGAAAGUAAAAAGCAGAGCUUUGUAGGAAUGCUCACUAUUACAGACUUCAUAAAUAUACUGCACAGAUACUACAAAUCACCUAUGGUACAGAUUUAUGAAUUAGAGGAACAUAAGAUUGAGACGUGGAGGGAGUUGUACUUACAAGAAACCUUCAAGCCUUUGGUGAAUAUCUCUCCAGAUGCAAGCCUCUUCGAUGCUGUAUACUCGUUGAUCAAAAAUAAAAUCCACAGAUUGCCAGUUAUUGACCCUAUCAGUGGGAAUGCACUUUAUAUACUUACCCACAAAAGAAUCCUCAAGUUCCUCCAGCUUUUUAUGUCUGAUAUGCCAAAGCCUGCCUUCAUGAAGCAGAACCUGGAUGAACUUGGAAUAGGAACGUACCACAAUAUUGCCUUCAUUCACCCGGACACUCCUAUCAUCAAAGCCUUGAACAUCUUUGUGGAGAGACGGAUAUCAGCUCUGCCUGUGGUGGAUGAAUCAGGAAAAGUUGUAGAUAUUUAUUCCAAGUUUGAUGUAAUUAAUCUUGCUGCUGAGAAAACAUAUAAUAACCUAGACAUCACGGUGACCCAGGCCCUGCAGCACCGCUCACAGUAUUUUGAGGGUGUGGUGAAGUGCAAUAAGCUGGAAACACUGGAGACCAUCGUGGACAGGAUAGUAAGAGCCGAGGUCCAUCGGCUGGUGGUAGUGAAUGAAGCAGAUAGUAUUGUGGGUAUUAUCUCCCUGUCAGACAUCCUGCAAGCCCUGAUCCUCACACCAGCAGCAGGUGCCAAACAGAAGGAGCCGGAGGCUGAAUGACCGCCGCGAAUGUAGGCACCCUCACAGGAGAACUUGAACAAAGUCUCGGGGUCCCGUUUUGCCUCAUGAACACUGGCUGCAAUAGAAGAAAAUAAAUGGCUAAGAAUGUAUAUCAGGGUUUGGCGAUGGGUAUCUUUCCAGGGAUUUGUAAGCAUAGGAAAAGAUUCGGGCUUGGCGUUCAAAGGCUGUCCUCAGACCCCCAGCCGAGGGAUUUCCAAUGCUGUCUGUCAUUAAAGUGCACUGUGUCCUGAAAUUAGUACUACUUUUCAUUUCAAAGAAGUCACUGGGAUGGAACGGGUGACCGAAAGUGAGUGAACGGCACGUCCAGAUCACGGUGCCUUAUGUCCAAACACGCAAUAUGUCACCGCUGCUGCCGCAGGCCCCAAAGUGCUGCCGAAGAGAGCCACAGCCCGAAUGUGAACAUCUUCAGACCGUUUACCCAGCCUCUUUCUUUUCGCUCGGUUUGUGGAAAAGUUGUAAUUUUACUAUAGGCAACUGAAAACUUCCGGUGAUGGUUCUAAGUGCUUGUCCUGUCCUGGCCACCGUGUCAGCGAGGUUGGCUUGGCAACACCGUUUUAUUUAUUUUUACUCUCAUGCAGUUUUUUUACGCAUCUUUUGGUGAAUGGAGUUCACCAAACCUACGAAUAAAAUCUCAGUUGUUCUCUUAAAUGGCAAAUCUCUCAUGACUUUAGUUUGGAUCUGGAAAGGCUAUGCCUUCCAAAACAGCCACUGUUGGGUUUUUAAAUGUUUAUGGAAACGGGCCGUGGUCACAGGGAGGAAGUGCCGGAAGAUGUCUGUUUUUUUUUAUUGUGUGUUGAAAUGUAAACUCAUGAUGUUUGUGUGACCGCAGACAAGACGCUUGUAACUUUUAUUGUGACACAUAAAACAGUAUUGUCAUGCAAUUAAAGGGAAACAAUGUUCCCUCA
This is a messenger RNA of Myodes glareolus (Bank vole), 2877 nucleotides long. It is a transcript of the gene Prkag2, whose product is annotated as protein kinase AMP-activated non-catalytic subunit gamma 2. Gene Ontology annotation, cellular component: nucleotide-activated protein kinase complex; cytoplasm; nucleus. Gene Ontology annotation, molecular function: AMP binding; protein kinase binding; protein kinase regulator activity. The record is from RefSeq and is a predicted model, not a curated record. Gene Ontology annotation, biological process: protein phosphorylation; regulation of catalytic activity. NCBI's taxonomy places the organism in Eukaryota, Metazoa, Chordata, Mammalia, Rodentia, Cricetidae.